AUGUUCUCAGAAGCUGAUGUUAGGAACUUGUGUCGUCAGUUGUUUCAGGGUCUUGCUUAUAUGCGCAAGAAAAGGAUAUUUUUCCGUGACCUGAAGCCAGAGAACUUGUUAGUUACUGAUGACAUUGUUAAGAUUGCUGAUUUUGGUCUUGCGAGAGAAAUCUAUUUGAUGCCACCAUACACACAAUAUGUCUCCACACGCGCCUGA
Molecule: messenger RNA, 207 nt
Organism: Dovyalis caffra
Lineage: Eukaryota; Viridiplantae; Streptophyta; Magnoliopsida; Malpighiales; Salicaceae
Source: the annotation of a GenBank genome assembly